Microtus ochrogaster (prairie vole) is the source of this 3235-nucleotide messenger RNA. It is a transcript of the gene Saxo2, whose product is annotated as stabilizer of axonemal microtubules 2. Gene Ontology annotation, molecular function: microtubule binding. The record is from RefSeq and is a predicted model, not a curated record. Gene Ontology annotation, cellular component: centriole; sperm flagellum; ciliary basal body. NCBI's taxonomy places the organism in Eukaryota, Metazoa, Chordata, Mammalia, Rodentia, Cricetidae.
CCGCGGACGCUGUGGCUGCGCUGAAGUGCCCGCUGAAGCCCUGAGGAGAAGGACGCUGGAGCCAAGGGCAUGAGGAACUGGUGUCUGUGUCAGAUUUGCAUCUGCGGACGGCAUCGUUGUCCACAUGGAGCCACAAGGGUUUAUGAACAUUCUGGCAUAUCUUGCCCCACAACGGAGUAUCUGGAAAAAUAUCCAAAAUAUGGCAACGUUCUUCCACCUCAGAGUCUUAAACCCAAGCAAGAAUUUCAAGCGUACCGUGGUAAAGUGGAAGGAGUAACUACAUUUAAGUCAGAUUAUCGUCCCUACGAAAUAGUCAAACCACCUCGCCACAUACCAGAAGAAUAUAAACCCAAACAGGGGAAAAUUGAUCUUGGUACUACCUACCAGCGAGAUUUUAAUCCUUUCAAAGUGCAGCCUGUGCUAAAAGUCCGGCCUGUGGAAAGACAACCAACUAAAAAGGGAAAGCUGGACACUGUCCCAACUUACAAAGAUGAUUAUAGAUCUUGGGAGAUUCAGAAAUGCGAACUGUGUAAACCAGAGCAAUCUUACCAUCCCCCAGACGUGAAAUUUGGAAACUCAACUACAUUUCAGGAUGACUAUGUUCCCCGGGAGAUAAAGCCAAGGCAAAGCUUUAAGCCCUGCUCUGCGGUCAAGUGUUCAGUAGGCCCCUUUGAUGGCAAUACAAGUCAUCGCCGAGAUUACGUACCUCAUCAGCUCGAAGUCAAGUUCGAAAGACCAAAGGAAGUUUAUAAGCCUACUGAUCAGCCUUUUGAGGAUCUCACCACACACCGGAAUGACUUUCAGGGCUUUACUGGAGAAACUGCAAAAAUCUGCAGACCUGCCUACAACAGAGUAACCCAAAACGCUCCGUUCAAUGGGAGCACUGAAUUCCGCGACAGUUUCCAACCAUGGGAAGUCCCACCACCCAAAGUCAAGGAAGUAGCGGAGUAUGUGCCCCCUCAAGGAAGCAUGCAGCUAGACAGCACCAGCCACCUGGACUAUGUUCCCUAUCAGGCCAGCCGUGUUGCUGCCAUCAGGCCGGUUUCUCACAGAAGGAAAAGCAAUUUUCCUUUCCAAGGAAAAAGCACCAUGAAGGAAGAUUUCCAAGCAUGGGAAAGUUGUCGUCAAGGGCUUAUUAAGCAGCAGCAACAGAUUCCCAACCCAUCCGGGAAAUUUGAUGGUUUGACCACUUUCCGAUCUCACUUUGUGCCCCAUGAGUUGAUCCCAGUGGAGAGCUGCAAACCUUUAAAUGCCACUGUGAAGAGCUCGGUUCCACUUGACGAUGUCACCAUGUAUUCCAUACAGUACACACCAAAGAAACAGGAAAUCUGCCCGGCUAGCUAUCCUUCUCCUCCAGGUUAUGUAUUUGAAAGUACAAAUUCCCAAGGACAUAAGUUCUUUCGCAAGAUCAUUCCUGCAGUGAAGGCCUUUUAGGAAUCAAAUAAUUUUUAUAAGAAUGCUAAUGAGAGUUCAGUUUUUAAGUGAAAACCUAAAUUUUAUAGUGAAAAAUAUUUUAAGAGAUAUAUUAUUUUUAGCUUUUUAAACAAGUUGGGACAUAUAGAUCAGAAUUCCCACAUCCAUUUAUGUACUAAUAGUUUAACCAAGAAUGCUCAUUGUCGCUCUUGUGUUUUGUGUUUUGAGCUGGGGCCUCCCUAGUCUUUCCAGGCUAGCCUGGGACUUGCAGGCUCCCUCUGUCAGGCUCCUGAUCCAAGAUCAUUCUUUAGUGAAUGUUUCUGAAGGUUCAGUGAUGCGCAUGCUCACCUCCACAUGCUGGCGUGUAGCUUGUCCUCCGUCUAUUGCCAUUUUUACGUCUUUCUAUAGUUACACAAUGCUACAGCUACUCUCUCUGUCAUGUAUCAAGUACAUUGGGACUGUCUAGAACAAAAUUGGAGAUGAGAUAUGGAUUGAACUUCCAAAAAAAGUCUAGGGUUUACUCAUUCAUUCAUUCAUUCAUUCUUUUUUUCAUUUAACUUCAACCUAUUUACAGAGCCUAGACCAAGUCAUUGGUCUAGUAAUGUCAUUACCAACAUUGGUUGGCAAUGUCAGAGACUUCUGCUCUGCUCCUUGCCUAUUCAACAUAGCUAGAGGCAUUGCUCUUUGUUUUUUUUUCUUUUUUUCCUACAGAAAUAUGUUUAUUGAAAACUUACAUUUAGACAAUUAAUAACUUGAACACGAGCAAGAUAGCUUCAGGAACAUAAACAUAAUAUCUCAGAGUGUUCUAAAUACUACAUCUCCUCUAAUCUGAAGGGAGAUAACCAAGAUUCUAUCUUGCAUAGGGGCUUGGGUGCCAUUAAGCCAAGAAAACUGUUUUUAAACUAAAUUCUUAUUUUACAAAUAACACAACUAGCCCCAGCCCAUGGAUGGUAAAAUCUUCAAACACCUAGCAAGUACUGUGUUUCACAUGUGAGGCAUUGCUCUUUGAAAGGCCCUCUGGACUGGAAAUCAGAGGACCAGAGUUCAAGUACUAAGAUCAUCAGUUUCUAUUUGUGCCACUGUAAGCAAGCUGAUACCUCUCCUCUGUGAUUCAUAUAUAAAGAACAUUAGUUCUGCCUACCUCACAGAAGUUCAUUGGGAGCGUUCGAGUCAUGCAAUACAUUUGAAUGCAUAAGGCACACAUGUGAAGGGGUGAUUAACUAACCCUCAGCUACCUUUUGUACUUACUUUUUCCUUUUCAAAUUAGGAGAGUUAUAGACUUAGUACUCAUUACAGCAAGGAUUGUAAAACAAUCCUUGAGUUUAUGAGUAAUAUGUAUUUGUGAGAGGCAUCCACACACUGUAGAGUCACAAGAACCCUGUAAGUAAUGGCAGAGAAUAGAGAACUUAGAUUAAAUGCUUUGUUGUGAAUGGCUGUAUUUUCAAAGAGAAAACUAUUUGCUAGAGCAGUUUUGGGGAAGCCUUCCAGCUCUGAGAAAAUCUUCAGGAGAAACCUGUGCACCCAGUGGCCACACCAAGAAUCACUAGCACGAGCUGUAAUACCUUGUUCACCACUGAAAGUAUACAGAUAAGUGUAAAGAAGGAAGGGGAAGAGAUGCCACUAAGGGACAUGGAAAUAGCAUACUAUAUUUAUAAAUGUUGAAAGGUUCCAGUGAACUAAGAUCAAGUGAUUACUUUAAUAAAUGAUUGUAUAUGGAAGAACAAUAUUGACUUUAAAAUGAAUUUUAAUGUCUUCAUAGUUGUUUAAGAAUAUAUACUGGGGAUGAAUUCAUAGUAUUUUAUUCAAUAUUUCUAAUUAAUCG